Messenger RNA from Hansenula ciferrii, 2427 nucleotides. RefSeq lists its product as uncharacterized. The coding region runs from base 1 to 2427 and encodes 808 amino acids. The transcript has a single exon. Lineage: Eukaryota; Fungi; Ascomycota; Saccharomycetes; Phaffomycetales; Wickerhamomycetaceae. The record is from RefSeq and is a predicted model, not a curated record.
AUGGUUCCAAGAAAACUAGUUUCAAUUAUUCUAGAUCCAGAUUCAGAUGAUGAACCAAUUUAUUGUACUUAUGAUAUAAAUGGUAAAUUUAUUAAAAUACGUGAUUUAGAUCAAAUAUUAGGGAACAAUAAUACAACUAAUGAUACCAAAAAAUCAAAUACUGCUUCAUUACCAAAGAUUCAAAAAUCUAUUGAAAAUUUCUUUAAUUUAGAUUUACCAUAUAUUUCUUAUCAUGAUGUUAAUCCAUUUGAAUUAAUGGAUGAUGAUUGUAAUGAAUUAAAAACAAGAUUUUUUUUACCAAAUGAUACUAUAUUAGAAAGAGAUCGGAUUAUUGGGAAUGAAAUUGGUUUGAAAACUCCUAAAGAAAGAGUGGAAAGACCUGUUGAUCAUCAUUAUUUACCUGGUAAACCUAAUUUAAUUUAUGAAAAUUAUCCAUUUUUCAAACCAAAUUUAGACAAGAGUAUUGAAUUAACAAAUGAAGAAUUUUAUAAGAAAUUUAUAACUAAAUUUAAUAAAACUUUGAGCAAAAAAUUGAAAAAUUUCAAAACAACUCAAACAGGGGAUUCAAAUUUUAUUGAUUUUGAAAAUUAUAUUUAUGAUUUACCAACUUUUCAAACUCCAGUUGAUUAUCCAAAUUAUUUUACAAUUUAUGAAUCUGAAUUUUUUGAUGUUUUCAAUGAUCGUAUAAUAAAUCCAAUAUUAAAAAUUUAUCAAAUGUUCUUAUUGAAUUCUUCAACAAAAUUGAAAAAAUACUUGGAGGAAACUGAUGAAGAAUAUUCACCAAUUUUAAAUAAUGAACAUAAUGUUUCAUUAAAACCAAUUGGUUCAGUUGGAGUCUCAUCAUUCCCAUUUGGUCUUGUUGAUCCAGAUACUAAAUUUUUAAAUUCAAUGUUUGUUCAUGUUGAAUUAGUUAAUUUAAGUUUAGGUAUUGGAGAAGGAUAUGAAUUAUAUUUCCAAUCUCAAAAACAAAAUUUUCAAAAUGAAUUUCAAACAAAGAUAUUUGGAUCAAAUUCCACCAAAAUUAAUAAUUUUUUAAAAUAUUUCCAUAAAUGUUGUUCAAUAUGUUUAAAUUCUCAAACAAAUAGAUUUAUUAUAACAGAUUAUUAUUGGAUCGGGGUAUUUCAAAUUGAAGAUAUUGAAGAUGGUGAAAUUCAAGACGUUAAGAAAUUAAUUUCAAAAGUUAAUGUCUUGCAUUUUAGUUAUUCAAAUUUUGAAUCUGAAGAUCAGGGUAUUAAUGGAUUAAGUAUAAGAUCUAUAAUUGCUUCAUGGUUUAAUAUAUCAUCAAAUGAAUUUAAAUCUAAUAAUACCAAGAUGAAUUUAAUAAAUUCCCGGAUUAUAAAAGAAUGGGAAUUAUUUCAAAAGUCAAAAUCAAUGAUUAAUAAUAAUACCAAUUCACAAUCAAAUAAAAGAUUAAAAAUUUCACCAUUUAUUUAUACAACACCAUCAGAAAUUAAAUUUUUAAAAAAAAAAGUUGAUUUAGAGAAAUCAUUGGUUGAAUUCAUUGCAAUUGGUUAUGAAUGGUCAUGUCAAACCCUAUGUAUUGAUUUAAAGAAGUUAUUCCAUGAUAAACAAAAUUAUUAUCAAAUUUUUAAUGAACACAAGUUAUCAAAUUCAAAUCAAAAAGUUUUAUUAUCAAUUUAUGAUGAACAAUAUAAUGUUAAUAAAUUUAAAUUCUUAGAUUAUUAUAAAGAUGAUAAAAAAUUAAUUAUAAAUAAAUCAAAUGGUAAUAUGGAUACAUUAUUUGGAUUACCUUUAAAAACCGAUCGUGGUAUGGAUGAAAGUUUUACUCUAUGGCAUGGGAAUAUUGAUAUAUAUAAUAAAUUAAAAUUUUUACAAGGUGAUAUAAUUGCCCGUGUUUUAGAUUUUGGUUAUUUAGAAGAUAAAUCAUAUAAUGAUUUGGGAAAAUUACAUUUUAAAAUUGAUGGAUAUUAUAUAAUUUAUGAACCAAAUUCCAUGAAUUUUAAAAAUUUAAUUGAAUUAGAUAUAAAUAAUGAAGAUCAUUAUCUAAAAGCAAAAGAAACAAUCACCAAGAUUCAUGAAUAUGGUGUUACAUUCCAACCAAAGACUAAGAUAUCAUUAGAUGUCUUAAGAUUUUAUAAUAAUAAAGUAUUUUUAAUAAAUUUAGAAGAAACUUCAUGGACAUCAAACCAAACAUCAAAUUCAUUUAAAUCACAAAAACAAAAAGAUUUAAAUGAUUUAGAUAUAGAAUUUAAAAAGAAAACAUCACAUAAGAAACGUGGUUCAAGUUUUAGUAAUGGACAUAAUAUACCAAGAAGAAAAUCAUCAUCACAUCAUCAUAAUCAUAAUUCAAGAAGUUCAUUAAAUCAAUUAUUACAACAUUUAAGACAAGAGGUACAAUUAAAUCCUGGUACGCUAUUGGAUGAAGAUGAUAUUGAAGGUGAAGUUGUUUUCAGUGAGGAUGAGUAG